Gossypium raimondii (Peruvian cotton) is the source of this 1221-nucleotide messenger RNA. Its product is annotated as 60S ribosomal protein L18-2. Bases 490 to 1053 code for a protein of 187 amino acids. Gene Ontology annotation, cellular component: ribosome; cytosolic large ribosomal subunit. Gene Ontology annotation, molecular function: RNA binding; structural constituent of ribosome. The transcript has 5 exons. The record is from RefSeq and is a predicted model, not a curated record. NCBI's taxonomy places the organism in Eukaryota, Viridiplantae, Streptophyta, Magnoliopsida, Malvales, Malvaceae. Gene Ontology annotation, biological process: translation.
UCAUAGGUCGAAGCAAUAACUCUUUCUCGUCUAGACAUAUGACUACAUCCUACGCUAAGGCACAUAACACAAUAUUACAAGGGUAGAUGCAAAUACCUGCAAAGAACAUGACGCUUACAAAGAAGCUGGACUACACUAAUUUGUUCCUCGAAGCAAACUCUACACAGAAUCUUUUCCUAAGUGACAGAUCCAUUCAAUUAAUAAGCAAGCAGUAUAGUAUAUAUUAGCCAAACAAUGCUUUGGGCUAGAGAGCUUAACAUGGGCUUUUGAACUUCAAAUUCAAAUUUCUUCAUCCGUUUCUGGCCCCAAUAAGCUCAGAACUGCAGCCGGACUCAUCAAAUCAAUGGAUUAAAGAAUCUGGUGACAUUGGAAUUAAUGGAUCUCAAUAGGAAUGAUUUCUAAAACCCUAGGUCUCUCAGACUAAGUUGCUAUUAAGGCCAUUUUCCCUCGCUCGGCACUGCCUUCCCCCUCGUAUCAGCUUCACCGGCCAUGGGUAUCGACUUGGUCGCCGGUGGCAAGAGCAAGAAGACGAAGAGAACUGCUCCCAAGUCCGAUGAUAUCUACCUCAAACUCAUCGUCAAGCUUUACCGAUUUCUGGUAAGAAGGACUGGCAGCAAAUUCAAUGCUGUGAUUUUGAAGCGUCUUUUUAUGAGCAAAGUGAACAAGCCUCCUCUCUCUCUAUCCAGAUUGAUUGAAUUCAUGAAGGGCAAGGAGGAUAAGAUUGCAGUGGUAGUUGGAACUGUCACCGAUGACAUUCGUGUAUAUGAAGUUCCCGCUCUGAAGGUUACUGCACUAAGGUUCACUGAGACAGCGAGGGCGAGAAUUGACAAGGCUGGUGGGGAAUGUUUAACAUUUGACCAACUUGCUCUUCGAGCACCUCUUGGACAGAACACGGUUCUCCUCCGAGGUCCAAAGAAUGCUCGUGAGGCUGUGAAGCACUUCGGACCUGCUCCUGGUGUGCCACACAGCCACACCAAGCCCUAUGUGCGGUCAAAAGGAAGGAAAUUUGAGAGGGCCAGAGGAAGAAGGAACAGCAAAGGCUUUAGGGUUUGAGAUUCCAAUUGCCCUGGAAAAAAAAAACUUACCAACCUAUCAUGAUAAUGGGAAUGCUCAGUUUUGUUUUUUGUGCUUUCCACCUUUCCUGUUCUUUUUCUUUUCCAUGAUUGUAAUUUGGAAUCUUUUAUAAUUUGUUUAAUGAAAAGGAUUUUAGUGAUUGAAGAA